GGAAAGCAAGGUCGUGUGCUUCUUGCCCACCCUGCCGCAAGCCUGCCCACCACAGCUAGCCUGAUUCGCUUGCUCCUCCUUCUAAUAAAUUCCGAGAGAACAAACCCACCACCCAUCGUCACCCAUCCACAAAUCCGCUACUCUUCCACUUCAGCCCAAAAUCCCAUCCCAUCACAUCCUCAACCACAGAUCCCAUCUACCUGAAGCAGAUCCUCCAGAACAACUCUACACCUCUCUUUUUGGCCGCAGACGAUCGCCAUAGCUAUCCUGCCAGACCCGACCACCGAACACCGACCUCCUCACACAGAGCUCGCAACCAUGUCCGACUUCACGUCCAACGAUACGGCGGAGAAAAGCUCCUCCAAUGGAUAUCCAAAUCUCGAGGGCGCAAAGAACAGUGUCAUCAACAGUAAGGUAUGUCGCAGUCUGGUCUUAUCUUGGUCCUUGGGAACUUCGCCUUGCUAACAUAUGAAACAGUUUCUCCAAGCUCCGAAGCUCCCAUUCACAUCACUGACCAGACUUUUCAGAUGCUUCCGCUGCUGCCAGCGCAGUUGCCAACCACCCUGUGACCCAGAGUGUCACUAAUGGUACGUUUUCUGUUUGGUGUUGUUGCGAGGACCGUUGUUGACACCUGCCAUAGGACCCGUCGCGGGCACCGUCAAAGAUCAACACGCUAAGACACAAGCCGAAUUCUCGAAUCUAGCUGCUUCCCGCACAACGCCGGCAACUACAGCUGCCACCGGUCAACAGCUCACCCACUACCACUCCUUCUUUGCCAGCCUGCUCUCAUGGGACAAUCCACGAGCCUCCGGCAUCGCCUUCUCCUCCAUUGUCCUGUUUAUCUUCGCUGCCCGAUAUCUUGAUAUCCUCCGAUAUACAUUCAAGGUUACAUAUAUGACAUUGGCUGUAACUUUGUUGGCUGAGGUUGCUGGAAAGUCAAUCCUGUCCCACGGGCUCACAUCUCAAUUCCGCCCAAAGCAAUACUACACCAUCUCCAAGUCAACACUCGAUUCUGUUACUUCAGAUGUCCACGAACUUAUCAACUUCUUUGUGAUCGAGUCUCAGCGUAUUGUGUUUGUUGAGAAUGUUGCAAUUUCUCUUGCUGUAAGUGUUGCUUGUUUCCCUGCAAGAUCAUGGCUGACAGAUUUAGGCUUUCUUCGGCUCCUUCAUUUCCUACUUCUUGAUCAAGUUUGUUCCAAUUUGGGGCUUAACUCUUCUUGCCACCACCAUUGCCUUUGCUGGACCUCUCGUUUACAAGACCAACAAGGAGGUUAUCGACCACUAUCUCGCUCAAGCUGCCGAUAUUGUAAAUCAGCAAACAAAGCAAGUUCGUGAGAUUGCUAGCCACCACGCCGCUCGUGCUACCGAAACCACCAAGCAAUACGUUGGAGACUACUCUCACAAGGCACAAGAACUCAUUGGUAACGCUCGUGGUCGAUCCAACUCCCCAGUUGCGUCUGCCAAGCCAGUUGCGAAGCCAUCAGUUCCUUCCUACAAGGACGAGGAUUUCCCAGCUGCACCAAAGGUCGAGUUCAAUGCUCCACCUUCCGUUGAGGAAUCUAUCGCCUCCUUGAAGACGGAAGAGCCUUUGAUUGACGCAUAAAGUGUCAACACGUGGCGAUCUCAAGGACUACCUACCAUAUGAAAAUGAAUAAUAAAACGAAUGGUGGUAUAGGGCAAAUCAACCGGAGGUGGCAGGGGGGAAAGUAAAAAUAUGAAUACGACCAGAUGACUUUGGUAUGAGGAAUGAUUCGAUGCAGCGUGGAUGAUGGGAUAUGGACUUAGCAGGUACUUAUGACGAUCAUGAGGGCUGCUGUAUGAUGUAUUGGUGAAUUUGGGAAUGGUCCUUUUUGCGUUUCCUCGUUACUCGGUCUGGUUUGGCAAUACCUGGAUUUGGGUUCUCUGCGUUGGGCUUUGUUUACCGGAUUCGAUGCGGGGUUUGACGUUUUUAUAGCAUGGCUUGCGUUAUCCUUUGAUUUUGUGUUUAUGGAUGACGGAGGGUGACUUAGAUUGUGGAUGAUGGAUAUGAAAAUUUGAUCCUUUUGAGUCUCUUGUAUGCUUAAUAUCGUGAACUUGUGUUCUGGCGUAGGAAUUUUUCUUGCCAAUCGACUUGCUCUGCUCCAAAC
Messenger RNA from Hymenoscyphus albidus, 2126 nucleotides. NCBI's taxonomy places the organism in Eukaryota, Fungi, Ascomycota, Leotiomycetes, Helotiales, Helotiaceae. The record is from the annotation of a GenBank genome assembly.